UCGUGACAAACAGCCAAGCCGAACGAAGAAGAGAGCGAGACGGCGGCUACAAACGGAUCCGGACAUCGGUGCCAAUCUCCUGCCGACACCGUGACGUGUCUGCGUGAGACCCCGAGUGGAAGUUAACCAUGGAGACAAGACAACAAGAUGGAGAACAGCUUUCAGGUUUUCUUGACUCUGAGCCUCUGAGGGAAGCGGACGAGCACACGACGUCGGACGGCAACCUCAGCAACUCCAUCGUGACUGAGGAGGAAAGGGAGGAGAUCCAACUGGAGUUAGCCAAACUGGAGGAUGAGAUCAGCACACUGAGGCAGGUGUUGGCGUCCAAAGAGAAGCAACACACGGAGCUGAAGCACAAACUGGGCAUCACUCCUCUCAGCGAGCUACGCAGCAAUUUCAGUCGAGGCUGGCUCGACAUGCAGAGCUCCACCGCGUACAAGCGAACGUCGGAGACGCUGAGCUCGGCCGGACAGAAGACCACGGCGGCCUUCAGCACGCUCGGCAGCGCCAUCAACAGGAAGUUUGGAGACAUGAGGUCUGGCUCUAUAGGCUACUCCAUCUCGCACUCUAUGAGCAUGCCUGCCAUGAGAAACUCUCCCAGCUUUAGGUCUUUUGAGGAGAAAGUUGAGAGUACAGUGACCAACAUCAAGACUAAAGUUGGAGGUCCCGGGGCAGGAGGAAGCUUCGAGGACGUCCUCUCCUCCGCGGCCAAGGCCAGCUCUCAGGACACGCCCACUAACAACUUGACGGACGCUCCUGAGAGGCCGUACCACGACCAGCUGAAGCACAUCGGGAUGCUGGAAACAACCUGCAAGGACACAAAGUGAUUGAGUGCCGCUGUCGUAUUUCCUCUUCUCGUUCUGUCCGCUUGAAAAAAUAAACACCUCAUCUCAAAUAAA
This is a messenger RNA of Phyllopteryx taeniolatus (common seadragon), 899 nucleotides long. RefSeq names its product tpd52 like 1 (gene tpd52l1). Lineage: Eukaryota; Metazoa; Chordata; Actinopteri; Syngnathiformes; Syngnathidae. The coding region runs from base 129 to 827 and encodes 232 amino acids. Gene Ontology annotation, biological process: positive regulation of MAP kinase activity; positive regulation of apoptotic signaling pathway. The transcript is spliced from 10 exons. Gene Ontology annotation, cellular component: cytoplasm. The record is from RefSeq and is a predicted model, not a curated record.